Messenger RNA from Malurus melanocephalus (red-backed fairy wren), 675 nucleotides. RefSeq names its product centrin-1-like. Gene Ontology annotation, molecular function: calcium ion binding. The transcript has 5 exons. The record is from RefSeq and is a predicted model, not a curated record. Bases 22 to 585 code for a protein of 187 amino acids. Gene Ontology annotation, cellular component: centrosome; centriole. NCBI's taxonomy places the organism in Eukaryota, Metazoa, Chordata, Aves, Passeriformes, Maluridae. Gene Ontology annotation, biological process: mitotic cell cycle; centriole replication; nucleotide-excision repair.
ACGGCGUGGUGGCGACAGCCAAUGGGAGGGCGCGAUAUUGAGGCUGUCAGGAGUGACGCCGGCGGGAUGGCCUCCGGCUUUAAGAAGCCAACGCUGGGAGCCCCGUCCCAGAGGAGGAAGACGAGUCCCAGGCUGGAGCUGCCGGAGGAGCAGCAACGGGAGAUCCGCGAUGCCUUCGAGCUCUUCGACACCGACGGCAGCGGUAGCAUCGAUGUCAAGGAGCUGAAGGUGGCUAUGAGGGCCCUGGGGUUUGAACCUAAGAAAGAAGAGAUCAAGAAAAUGAUCUCAGACAUUGAUAAAGAAGGGACAGGAAAAAUCAGCUUUGAUGACUUCCUGGCAGUGAUGACACAGAAAAUGGCUGAAAAGGAUUCCAAAGAGGAGAUUCUCAAAGCUUUCAGACUCUUUGAUGAUGAUGAAACUGGAAAAAUCUCGUUCAAAAACCUCAAACGUGUGGCCAAAGAACUGGGGGAGAACCUCACAGAUGAAGAGCUGCAGGAGAUGAUUGACGAGGCGGAUCGGGAUGGGGAUGGGGAAGUGAACGAGCAGGAAUUCCUGAGGAUCAUGAAGAAGACCAGCCUUUACUGAAGCCCAGUGGGAUUCAUCCCUUGGCACUUGUUUAUAUUCCUUAGGAGGGUGCCUCACUUUUGUACAGUAUUGACUUCUGUGGAGGCAGCA